Hyposmocoma kahamanoa is the source of this 4462-nucleotide messenger RNA. It is a transcript of the gene Fas2, whose product is annotated as fasciclin-2. The record is from RefSeq and is a predicted model, not a curated record. Lineage: Eukaryota; Metazoa; Arthropoda; Insecta; Lepidoptera; Cosmopterigidae. Gene Ontology annotation, biological process: cell adhesion. Gene Ontology annotation, cellular component: neuron projection; membrane. Gene Ontology annotation, molecular function: protein binding. Bases 388 to 2997 code for a protein of 869 amino acids. The transcript is spliced from 16 exons.
CGCCGCUGUCCAGCCAGUUUGCCGGAGCACUUGUGAGGGAUAGACGUACGCACCUCGCAGCCCGCGCUCGCUCUCUCAGCGAAAAACUUUAAUACUUACCUAAGUGUGUUGAAACAUCAAAGACACACUUCAAGAUCAUCAUGGACUCAUCAAUUCCAGUGAAAUUUUCGUCUUUACAAAGUUUGUAAAGUUUCUAUGAACGUUUUAUUGUGCAAUUUGUGGAUUUUCUUUAUCUCUGUAUCGUACGUCAAGGUGUAACAAAAACACGAGUGAUAUUGUUAAUUCUUUAAAUCGAAACAGAAGACAUUCCGUUGGCCGACAGUUUGAAUUUUCAGUUUUUCUUGUUUUACGAGGACGCAUUCGAGUAGCGUGUUAAAAAGAGACAAAAUGAGGCACAGGCGCAUAGGAGCGACAGGUGUGGCGGCUUUAGCGGUUCUCCUGGCUAUAACAGGAUGUUCAGCACAAGAUCUGAGGAUAUUUCCAGUGCAGAAACAGCAGACAGUGGCGGUGGGCAAAUCUGUGGUGCUAACCUGUCAGGCUGAUGCUCCUGAUCCUGGACUGGUCACGCAACCGCAAUGGAAAAAUCCUAAGGGUCUCGUCAUCAAUGAAGCCGCUCCAGGUACCCGACCGGAGAUCUACACGGAAGCUCAACCAGCGAAGCAAUCUCAACUAUUGUACAUUUCGUCGAUAACUCCUGCAAUGGCGGGAAAUUACACCUGUGUCGCUGCUUACGCUAAUAUACCUCUUAGCGACAGCGUCGUUUUAGAUACUAUCGUGGCAAUCACAUGGACAAACGCAAAUGAGAACCAAUACGCGACUAAGGGCAAGGAAUUCAAAGUCAUGUGCGAGGUGACUGCUGAACCUGCUCCAUCAGUAGAUUGGUUCAAAGAGGGAACACCGAUUUCAACUGGAGACAGAUACGUUAUCCAUACCAACGGUCUUUUGAUAAAGAACGUUGAAGAAAGCGAUGAUGGUACUUACACAUGUCGGGCUAUUGUGAUUCAAACUGGUGAACUUGCUGAGAGAAACAUAAGAGUAGAGGUCUACACGGCACCAGAAAUGGAAAAACGUGAGUUGCAAGUAGAAGUGAAGGAAGGCGAAACAACUUCAAUUAUGUGUAAAGCUAGGGGCAAGCCUCCUCCGAAAUAUUCUUGGAUCAAAGCAUCUACUCGCGAAAACUUGGCCGGAGCAUCCCGAUUCAAAGUGAAUGAGAUCACUGGUCAGCUAACUUUUGAUAGAGUCGAAGCUGGUGACUACGGCAAAUACAUUUGCAGUGCGGUCAAUCAGGCGGGCCAAAACGAAACCGAAAUUAAUGUGGAAGUACUUGUACCGCCUAGAAUAUUUGAACUGUAUAAUAUCACUGCCGAUUUAAAUGCAGAAGGAAGACUAGAAUGCAAAGCUACUGGAAGACCAUCGCCGAGAAUUAGUUUCAGAAAAUUGAGCAAUGCAGAUCCUUUCGUUACAGGGUCUAAUGACAACGGAAGAAUCACAAUAGAAAUAACUGAACGUCAAACAGGUGACCAAAUGCAAACGCGUGGAAUAAUUAGUAUUUCAAAGCUGAACAGAACAGAUGAUGGCUUGUAUGAGUGUCUUGCGGAAAAUAAUGCUGGUCAGGCAAGAAAGAACGGUCACUUGACUGUCCAAUUCCCGCCAUCCUUUAAUCACAUGCCCGACGUGCCAAUUUGGAGUUGGAAUGGACAACCAGUCAACCUUACUUGCAUUGCUGAGAGCAUUCCCAACGCAACUAUUAAAUGGAAGUUUCACGAAUAUGACCUUAUCGAAAAUCCUCAUGUUAGAAUUUAUGGAGCUGGUCCUAUCAGCUACGUUACUGUGACUCCAUUAGACCCAGGUCUAUAUGGAAACUACAGAUGUAUUGCUACAAAUAAACUGGGAGAAGCCGAGCACGUCAUACAAUUUAGACAGGCUUUCCCUCCUGCAGCAGUUGUUCAAGCAAGACAAGACAUAAUAACAGCUACUUCAGUGUCAUUUAACAUCGUUGGUCCAGCAGAAGAUAUGGGUCCACCAAUUCUUGCAUAUACAGCCCAAUACAAAGAGAAUGCUAAUUUUGAUUGGAACCUCGCUAUGAACAGAACUUGGUCGGUAAAUUCUCCGUACAUUGUCGAGAAUCUUCGACCAAUGUUUAAAUAUGACUUCCGAUUUGCUGCUGUAAACCAAGUGGGAGCUGGUCCGUGGGGUUCUCCCCUCACUGUUAUAAUGCCAAGGAGAUCUCCACCAGAACAGCCAAAAUGGAGAGAGGAACAUAUUACUUCGGAGUCGCUUAUACACGGAAAAUAUGCAGACAGAUACGAAUUACAGUGGAGGGUACCAGCACAUAAUGGAGAACCCAUCGAUAUGUAUGAAGUAUCGCAUUGUCCAGUACUAAAAGUAAGCGGCGAAUGGCGAGUAGCUGAUGAAAGUCAAUGUGAAAAAGAAGAGCUUAAAUUCGAGGCCAUCUCUUACGAAGUACGCGGCUUGAUCCCCGACACCCGGUAUCGAAUGCAAGUCCGAGCUCAUAACAUUCUGGGGUACUCCUUGCCAGCGCAGCUCUAUAUCCAAACAGCCCUCGGUGUGGGGCGAUCUGAUUAUGCAUCUUCCCAACUUCUCUCGAGUGGAGCCAUCAUUGGCGUGGCUUUGGCUGGAGUGUUCUUUUGCCUUAUCGUCGUGGACCUUUUAUUACUUUGCUUCCGACGACAAGGAGUCAUCGCAACCCUUUGCGGUAAGAGAGUCAAGAAACACAACGAUGAUGAAGCCAAACUCGGAAGUCUGUACGGUUGGCGCUUCCCGCUCCCUUAUUGCAGCACCAAGCCGCGCGCGCCGCCCUCCCCCGCACCGUUGCCGCCGCCCGUCAAGCUCGUGCCCACCCCGACGGAUGAAAAGGAACCUCUUAAGGACACAGCGGACGAAGCGUUGAAGAGAAAUUCCUCAGUAGAGUUCGAUGGACGACGCGUAUACGCAACCAGUGGUGGACCAAUCAUUGGCAAGAAUUCCGCCGUUUGAAUUUGGAAUGUUCUCUAAUUGGAUAAAGAACGGACGAAAUCUCAUGUAUUUUUGAUUUUGAUUGGUAGAAUGCAUUCAGUCGCAUUUAUAAAACUUUAUGGGUAUUGAUUUAUGGGAGUUGCAAUGAUGCUAAAGUGAUUGUUUUUUUUAUGGUUGUAACAAGUUAUGUUUUGCAUUAAGCUCUCUUAACACUCUAAUGUUUUUUUUGUAGUUUAGUAAGAAUCGUUUUGCGAUUAUUUUUAUGAUACGUACCUAUAAUAGCUAAUGAAUAUUUAUUGAAAGCUUUAUUGAAUGCAUUCUGUCAUGCAAAUGACUAAAUACGCAAUUUAUACAUGUGAAAAGCUUAUAUUGUAUUUGUGACAAGCGCGAACAGUAUUGGGAACUGCCAAAAGAUUGUUACUCUUAAUAUUAGGUGUGUAUUCAGCUUUACUGUCAUUAUCAUUGUUUACCACCUCGUAUUUUUGUAUCUUCGCCUAUAUUUUGUAGUAUAUUAAAAUUAUUAUAUACUACAUGAAAUUUGUGUGGUUUGUACAAUUAAGACAUCUAUUACUUUAAGUAUAUCCUUUAAUAUAAGUAAUAGGUAUUAUGAAAAGCUUUUAUCCUGACUGCUGGUCCAUUUUAAUCUGUUUAAGAAUUAUGUACCUGAGGUUAAGAUGACUAUAUUCUUAUCGAGUCGACGGGUUUGUUUAAAGUUUUUUUUUGCCCAGUACUUAGUCAUUCAAUCUUUUAAUGAAAUAUAUAACUUGCAUUCAUGCUAACAGCUUGUAUUGUAACCUUUACUGAUUGAAUUUUGGGCUUGUGUACAAGGCUAAAGUUCGUAGGUUUCAUAAGUUUCACAUCAUUUAAAUCUGCAACGAGAGGUCUUUUAUUCAAUUCAAAUCUGCAAAGAUCAGACGGAAUCAAUUGCAAACAAUAUGAUAUAACAACAUAUUGGCGGAGCCUAUGUCUACUCUAUUCAAAUGGAAUAAUUCCAUCAUUGCGCACUUCAGUCUAAUUGUAUAAAGUACACAAAGCUAAUUCUAAUUGUUGCUUCAAAAGGUACAAAGUGUGCCUUCUAGUACUACUUCUUUAUAUGAGGGUAUUAUAUUAGGUUAGUCUACUGUAUAUAGGUACGUUUUACAUACGUGUAAUCAUGUCACAACUUAGGAAUAAUAAAACGCAGCUUAGAUAUGCAAUUCAGUGACCAAAAAAUGACCACAUUAUGUAUAUUAUAACACAAUAUAUAAAAUUCUAUAGCUAUAUAAGAUACAUAAUCACACUGCCCAGUAAAUAUCACUCUAUAAUAUCACAUGCCUUUGCUAAAGUUUUUAAAUAAAUAAAAAAAUAUACGCAAAGUAUACCAGCUUAUUUACGUAUUUAUAUUAAAUUUUAAAAUUUAGAAUAAGAGAACCUAAUUAGCCACAAACUAUCCAAUUGUAAGAUUUGUAAAUAAACAAGAAACUUGUAAAUAUUGCCUUUAGACUUA